AUGAUGGAGAACCAGCCGCCCCUCACAUCACCGGAUGGAUCCAGUAAUAGGAACCCACCAGAGAGAUGUCCCCGUCCUCUGGAUUCCUGGGAUGCCAUGCAGGAGAAUAUCCAACAGGGUUGUCAGGUUGAUGGGGUGACUGUUAUUAAAGUUGAAGAUGAUGAGAUGUUUAUGAGUGGUGACGAGGAAAAUGAAAUCCCUCCAGAGAUCAGCCCAGACCCCGAAGACUCCACAGCUUCUCAUACAGAUGUCAGUGUUGAGGAGAAGGAAGGACAUGUGAAGAUUAAAGAUGAGGAACUUUCUGUAGAGAUCAGCACAGGU
Staurois parvus is the source of this 321-nucleotide messenger RNA. NCBI's taxonomy places the organism in Eukaryota, Metazoa, Chordata, Amphibia, Anura, Ranidae. The record is from the annotation of a GenBank genome assembly.